Magnolia sinica is the source of this 3306-nucleotide messenger RNA. Its product is annotated as U-box domain-containing protein 44-like. Bases 237 to 2681 code for a protein of 814 amino acids. Gene Ontology annotation, biological process: protein ubiquitination. The transcript is spliced from 4 exons. Gene Ontology annotation, molecular function: protein binding; ubiquitin-protein transferase activity. The record is from RefSeq and is a predicted model, not a curated record. Lineage: Eukaryota; Viridiplantae; Streptophyta; Magnoliopsida; Magnoliales; Magnoliaceae.
CCAAAUACCCUGGCGUGUGGCCCGGCUAUCUCUCUCACUCCCUCAAAAUCUCCGACGAUGACCUUGAGUCAAUCUACUCUUCUACUCUUCCCUCUCGUAUCGUUUCGGUUUCCGACACGGAUAUUUUCCUGAUAUUUCGUCUGCAGAUGGAAGAGGAAUGAUAUCUUGAUGGGCCAUGGACUCCAGUUAGGACUUCUAAGGAUCGUCCGAUAUCCUAAAAAAGGUCUCCAGAAGACAUGGCAGAUGGUUGGGAGGGAAGUUAUGUACCUGGUAGUCCCUCUGAUGAGGGGAGUUCUCACCCUGAACGAACACACAUCGAGCCUCUUUAUGAUUCCUUCAUCUGUCCUCUUACAAAACAAGUAAUGCGGGAUCCUGUUACCUUAGAAAACGGGCACACUUUCGAGCGCGCAGCAAUCGAAAAAUGGUUCAAGGAAUGUAAGGAGAGUGGAAGGAAGCCGGUUUGCCCAUUGACGUUGAAAGAACUAAGAAGCACUGAUCUGAACCCAAGUAUAGCUCUACGAAAUACAAUUGAAGAAUGGCAUGCAAGAAAUGGAGCUGCUCAGCUUGAUAUUGCUGGUAGAUCACUCUCUUUGGGCAGCUCAGAGAACGAUGUUUUGCAGGCUUUAAGACAUAUUGAGAACAUGUGCCAGAAAAGCAGGUCUAGUAAGCAUGAUGUCCGUAAUGCAGAACUAAUACCCAUGAUUGUUAACAUGCUGAAGAGCAGCAGUAGGAGAGUCCGAUGUAAAGCACUUGAAACCCUUCAUGUAGUGGCAGAGGAUGAUGCUGACAAUAAGGCAGCUAUGGCUGAAGGGGAUACUAUACGUACAAUUGUUAAAUUCUUGUCACAUGAGCAUUCCCAGGAGAGGGAGGAGGCUGUGUCUUUGCUGUAUGAGUUGUCAGAAUCUGAAUCUUUAUGUGAAAAGAUUGGCCAGGUAAAUGGGGCAAUUCUUAUAUUAGUUGGAAUGACAAGCAGUAAGUCGGAGAACAUUUUGGCUAUCGAGAAAGCUGAAAAAACACUGGAGAAUCUGGAGAAGUGCGAAAAAAAUGUGCUGCAGAUGGCUGAAAAUGGCAGACUGCAACCUCUCCUUACACUCCUCCUUGAAGGUUCACCUGAAACCAAAUUGACCAUGGCUUCAUACCUUGGAGAGCUGGUUCUGAGUGCUGAUGUGAAGGUUUUUGUGGCCAGGAUGGUGGGUCCAUCACUGAUCGAUGUGAUGAGAAGUGGCAGUAUGCAGGCGAGGGAAGCUGCCCUCAAGGCUCUUAACCAAAUCUCAUCAUGCGAGCCAAGUGCCAUGGUAUUAAUCGAGGCUGGGAUCCUUCCCCCACUUGUCAAAGAUCUCCUCACCGUUGGUGUCAAUCAGCUUCCCAUGAGGCUGAAAGAAAUCUCCGCAACGGUUCUUGCCAAUGUUGUGAGCUCCGGCUGUGAUUUUGAAUCCAUUCCCAUUGGUCCCAACAACCAGACUCUCGUCUCAGAAGACAUAGUCCACAACCUACUCCAUCUGAUCAGCAACACGGGUCCCAACAUUGAGUGUAAGCUACUUCAAGUCCUUGUUGGGCUCACAGCUUCUCCCGCAUCGGUUCUGAAUAUAGUUUCUGCCAUUAAAAGCUCUGGUGCUACAAUCAGUUUAAUUCAGUUCAUUGAAGCUUCCCAGAGGGAUCUGCGUGUAGCUUCCAUAAAGCUUCUCCAUCACCUCUCACCUCACAUGGGUCAAGAGCUUGCAGAUGCCCUACGUGGCACAGCAGGCCAGCUCGGCAGCCUGAUCAAAGUCAUCUCAGAAAACGAAGGGAUCAUGGAAGAGCAAGCGUCUGCAGUUGGGCUGUUAGCCAACCUUCCAGAGAGGGAUUCGGGCCUUACACAUCGGUUGAUGGAAGAAGGUGUCUUUGUGUUGGUCAUCUCAAAGGUGCUGAGGAUGCGGCAGGGGGAGUCCCGUAGUAGCCGAUUUGUCACUCCAUAUCUAGAAGGACUUGCUGGCAUCCUGGCAAGGCUCACAUUUGUUUUGGCUGAUGACCCGAAAGCUGUUGCUCUUGCCCAGGAGCACAAUCUUGCUGCACUGUUCACUGAUCUGCUUCAGUCGAAUGGGCUCGACAAGGUACAGACUCUGUCCGCGAUGGCAUUGGAGAACCUCUCACAAGAGUCGAAACGUCUGACAAAAGUACCAGAUAUGCCAGAGACUGGCUUCUGUUGUUCAAUCUUUCCUUGUUUUAGUCGGAAGCCGGUGAGCACUGGGCUGUGCCAGGUCCACCGCGGGAUAUGUUCGUUGAAGGAGUCCUUCUGUCUAUUGGAAGGAAGAGCGGUGGGGAAGCUGGUAGCGUGUUUGGAUCACACAAACGUGAAGGUGGCGGAGGCAGCGCUUGCAGCACUGUGCACAUUGUUGGAUGAUGAGGUCAACGUCGAGCAAGGCGUGAAUGUCUUAUGUGAGGCUGAGGGGAUUAGGCCGAUAUUUGAUGUCUUGCUUGAGAACCGGACGGAGAUCCUCCGGCAACGGGCUAUAUGGGCUGCCGAGAGGAUUCUGAGAAAAGAAGAUAUUGCAUUUGAAAUUUCUGGUGAUCAGAAAAUGGCAACGGCACUGGUUGAUGCUUUCCGUCAUGGUGAUUAUCGGACCCGGCAGAUCGCCGAGCGGGCACUGAAGCAUGUUGACAAGAUACCCAAUUUCUCUGGCAUCUUUCAGAAGAUGGGUUAAAAAGCAUCAAUGUGGUCCUAUCUUCAUGAAGACAGUGAUUUCGAGGGGGUGGGACAAGGCGGCUGUAUUUCUUUGUUUUGCUCGUUUUGUCGUGUUUGAGGGGAAGACAAAGGCCCUGUUUAAGAUUUUGGUUUGAAUGGGAAGCCUUACAGCGUGUUUGGUAUGCUCAAUUGAACUGGAUUGCAAUUCAUACAAUUGAUUAUAGAAGCAAUGACAAAAGUGGAGGUGACACCAUUUCAAUGACCGAGGACAAUCAAACCCCUGAUUGCAACUCUCUGCAUUUCAAGUUAAGACUUGAAGUGAUUAUAAACUUCAUUUCGAGGGCAAGUUUGUCUUUUUGGAUGAAAUGGAUUACUGCAAAUUAACUUGAUUGAACAUCCAAACACAGCCUUAAAUUCAAGAGUCUGCAUUUGUGUAGUGUGUGCUAUAGUUCUUUUGCCCAUUUGCUUCUUUUCUUGUACUUUUAUAAAUUGUAUUGGGAAAUGUAUUGUUUUUGUAUGGAUCUCUUUACAUGUACUCUAAUGAUGGGUGUUAAUUGUCAUUAAUGCCCGAAAAUCAGAACUAUCGGUUUUCACCAUUUGUUUUUGGAUGAAUUCAUAGAUAUAUUAAAGAAAUUGUUGAGUAA